Molecule: messenger RNA, 2040 nt
Organism: Anoplopoma fimbria (sablefish)
Lineage: Eukaryota; Metazoa; Chordata; Actinopteri; Perciformes; Anoplopomatidae
Gene: apof
Product: apolipoprotein F
Exons: 2
Coding region: 214-1506 (430 amino acids)
Biological process (GO): cholesterol metabolic process
Source: RefSeq, a predicted model, not a curated record
GACAGAGGGAGGGCUGUGGGAUGUCAUGUGUAAAGGAGGACACUCUCAUUGGAGGCAAAGAGAAAGAAGACCGCUAUACAUGUUUUGAGGGUAAAAAGGGGAAACAAAAAGCAUCCUACACGCUGAAGCCAUCUUGGUCGCACUGCUACAUUCUGGACUCCACGUCUGAUUGUUAUAAAGCUUUGGGGGAAAAAAAGCUCUAACAAGACUGGAAUGAUGUCCUCCCAGUUGAAGUGGCUGAUUGUGAUCCAGCUCCUGCUGAAUGAACAGGCUUUGUGCAGGGUCCCACCUCCUCUGGCGCUGAGAAACACUCCACUUCCAGGAGCCGACUUCUAUGAAGUGGGAGAGGAAACAGCCAAACAGGAUCAUGGAUCGUCUCUCCUGGGACCCAAACUCCAGCUCCGUAUCCCAUCCGCAGAAAACCCUGAUCCUGCACAAAAAGAGGAGAGAGUACGAUCUGCCGAAAAUAUAAUAUCAAUCCUGAGGAUGAAGCUUCCGGAGCAGAUUCAAGAUCACCUCCACAUUCAGGGGAACGUCAGCUGUGAGGAUCUGCUAGCUGCCAGCACCGUGGACGACCCAUCAUCCUCCAUGUUUCCCCAGGAGCUCCUGGGUCUCUCUUUAGUGCCGGUGUUGGUGGUGGCAGGCUGCCAACAGGAAGCACAGGCCCUGGUGCUCAAGCUGUACAACCUGCUGGGAGUGGAGGACACGGAGGAGCUCCUGAUGGAGGUGGAGGGUCUGAUAGAGAGAAGGGUGAGCAAGUCUCUAUCCACGCCUGCACCUGCAUCAUCGCCUUCAGGGAGGAAUCAAGCAAGGCGCCACAUAGAGGCUGUGAUGUUUAACAUCCAGCAGCUGGCCGUGGUGGGAGAAGGUUCCUCCGAGCAUGAAGGGCACUGUAAGGGUUGGACCAGGGUGAGUGGAACCACGCUGGUAGGAACAGCUGUGGAAGGAACCACAGGUGAUCUACAGGAGGCUGUGAGCACCUGUGAGAGACUAGGAGUCCUGUGUGCCGGUGUGACCAGCAGCGGACCGCUCAGACCUGGGAAGUACCAGGGAGUGCUGAAGAAAGGCAGUCGCGUCUUACCUUCCACAGAGUCUGAGUGUUGGCUCCGUCGGUGCAGCACAGAGGAGGUUCUGAUGGGUGGACGGGUGAGACGAAGCCCCCAGAGUAGCUGCAUCAGCAAAAGCGAGCAGCGUGUGUACAACGUGGUGGAGUGGAUCCCUGCAGUCAGCACCCUCUAUAACCUGGGUACGGCUGUGUAUUAUGCCUCAGUCAACUGCUCUGAGACAGCCAAGGAGAGAGCCAUCCUCAGCGCCGUUGACCUCGGCACAGAUGCUCUCAUGGUGGCCACAGGGGGGACAGCCGGGGUGGCGGGCUACGCCCUGGGUGCAGGGGUGAAGACCGGUGUGAAAGCGGGCGUCAGGUAUCUGCUCAACUCCAUGAAGCAGGAGGACGACGUGAUGGUGAACCAGCAAAGCUGGGAGGAUGGCGUCAUCACUGUCCAGUAGAAUGAAGGAUCAAUAAAUCAGCCUGUGAAGCUUUAGCAAUAAAAUCUUUGGAUUUAGUUUAUACAUUGAAUAAAAAAAGACAGUUACACAGGAUGAAUGUUUGUUAACUGACAUGGUUGAUGAGUAACCUAUUGGUUUACCAGGUUUAAUAUAAACUAGACUAUUUGAAAAACAAGAUUACACAUUUUCGGAUUACUCAAUGGAUUAUCAGAAUCACGUUUUGAAAUGGGGAAAAAAAAGCUUUUCAUUUGUGUGACUGCACGAACUUCAUUUUACACAGUUUGACAAAAUAAUUAUUCUUUAUUGGAGAUGUCAGUGAUUUUUUUGUAAUUAAAUUAAUUUAGAGUAAAAAGUUAAUUACGUUACACUUUAAUUGUAAACAAGCUUUAACAAGCUCAUUAAGUUAACCUUUUUUGCUUGUAGAAAAGUAGCUCCUUUUUAUAAUUGAUUAAAUAGUUGAAUAAUGUAUCAUAUGAAGCAACUUUUGAAAUACAGGUCUCAGGAAAUUAAACCUUCGAUCCCUCAAGACUUUCA